GGCCCGAAGUCACAGCCGCCUUUGCCUCUACCAAGAUGGCGCCCGGACGUCGUCGGCGCCAGCCGGUGCCGGCAUGGUGCGCAGGCGCGGCGUGACGUCACGGAGGCGCGACCUGACCGGCGCCGGGGAAAGGAGCCUGCUGAGGAAUGCCCAAGAAGUUCCAGGGCGAGAACAGCAAGUCUGCGGCGGCGCGGGCGCGCAAGGCGGAGGCCAAGGCGGCGGCCGAUGCACGGAAGCAGCAGGAGCUGGAGGAUGCGUACUGGAGGGACGAGGACAAGCACGUCAUGAGGAAGGAGCAGCGCAAGGAGGAGAAGGAGAAGCGGCGCCUGGAGCAGCUGGAGCGUAAGAAGGAGACCCAGCGGCUACUGCAGGAGGAAGACUCCAAGCUCAAGGGCGGCAAGGGCCCCCGGGGUGCCGCGCCGGCCAAGGUCACCCGCGCACAGAUCGAGGACACGCUCCGCCGUGACCACGCACACAAGGACGGCCCCGACCCAGCAGAGAAAGCCAAGAGCCACUUGGAGGUGCCCCUGCAGGAGAACUUGAACCGCCGCGUGCCGGAGGAGGGCAGCGUGGAGGCCCGCACUAUCGAGGAUGCCAUCGCAGUUCUCAGCGUGGCGGAAGAGGCUGACCGUCACCCUGAGCGCCGGAUGCGCGCGGCCUUCACCGCCUUCGAGGAAGCGCAGCUGCCGCGGCUCAAGCAGGAGAAUCCAAACAUGCGCCUUUCGCAACUGAAGCAGCUGCUGAAGAAGGAAUGGGCGCGGGCCCCUGAGAACCCACGGAACCAGCGGUCCGUGCCCUUCAACGCUCCCAAGUGAGCCCCCUGCCGGCUGACCCGCCCCGCAUGGGUUCCCAAGCAGACCGGGCUGUGCCGCGUCCUGGGGAGCAAGGGGCCACCGUGGACCACGCGUCCCGCCCGAGCCC
Sorex fumeus (smoky shrew) is the source of this 921-nucleotide messenger RNA. It is a transcript of the gene CCDC124, whose product is annotated as coiled-coil domain containing 124. The record is from RefSeq and is a predicted model, not a curated record. Gene Ontology annotation, cellular component: nucleus. Lineage: Eukaryota; Metazoa; Chordata; Mammalia; Eulipotyphla; Soricidae. The coding region runs from base 147 to 815 and encodes 222 amino acids. Gene Ontology annotation, biological process: transcription by RNA polymerase II. The transcript has 5 exons. Gene Ontology annotation, molecular function: transcription coactivator activity.